UUUAAAUCUCCUACUUUUCUUCCAAACUGUGUUCUCCCUGAUGAAACCGAAUCCUCCAGCUGUGGUGUCCCAGGCGCCGCCUCCCUCGGCGCCCCUCUCCUGCCCUGCCCUGAGCAGCCAGCCGCGCCGCCCACAAGCCCCGACUAUUCCGCAGGUCACCAGCCCUGAAGAUGAAGGUUUGGCUCUUGCUGGGACUUCUGUUGGUACACGAAGCGCUGGAAGAUGUUGCUGGUCAACACCCUCCUAAGAACAAGCGUGCAAAGGAACAAGGAGAAAACAGAAUCAAACCUACCAACAAAAAGGCCAAACCCAAGAUUCCAAAAGUAAAGGACAGGGACUCAGCUGACUCCACACCAAAGAGCCAGUCCAUCAUGAUGCAGGCCAUGGACAGCGGCCGCUUCCAGAAGCCUGCUGCUACGAUGAGUCUGAUGGCCGGACAAACGGUAGAGCUCAGGUGUAAAGGAAGCAAAGUGGAGUGGAGUUACCCCGCCUACCUGGACACCUUCAAGGACUCCCGUCUCAGUGUGAAGCAGAAUGAGCGCUAUGGGCAACUGACUCUGCUCAACGCCACCUCCGCCGACACCGGUGAAUUCAGCUGCUGGGGGCAGCUGUGUAACGGCUACAUCUGCAGAAGAGACGAGUCCAGGACAGGCUCCACCUACAUCCUCUUCACAGAGAAAGGAGAGCUGUUUGUACCUUCUCCCAGUUACUUUGAUGUUGUCUACCUGAACCCGGACAGACAGGCCGUGGUUCCUUGUCGAGUGACAGUGGUGUCAGCCAAAGUCACGCUCCACAGAGAGUUUCCCGCCAAAGAAAUACCCACCAAUGGGACAGACAUUAUCUAUGACCUGAAGAGAGGCUUUGUCUACCUGCAGCCUCAUUCUGACCACCAGGGUGUAGUCUACUGCAAAGCCGAAGCUGGGGGCCAGUCUCAGAUCUCUGUCAAGUAUCAGCUGCUCUACGUAGAGGUUCCUAGUGGUCCUCCAUCCACCACCAUCUUGGCCUCCUCCAACAAAGUGAAUGGUGGGGAUGACAUCAGUGUGCUCUGCACUGUCCUGGGGGAGCCUGAUGUUGAGGUCGAAUUCAGGUGGAUCUUUCCCGGGCAGAAGGACGAAAGGCCUGUGACCAUUCAAGACACCUGGAGACUGAUCCACAGAGGCCUGGGCCACACCACAAGAAUCUCCCAGAGUGUCAUUACCAUUGAAGACUUUGAGACCAUUGAUGCAGGCUAUUACAUAUGCACGGCUCAGAAUCUCCGAGGGCAGACUACAGUAGCUACCACUGUUGAGUUUUCCUGACUUGGAAAGAGAAGUAUAAUGAACCGAUGGGGAAGCCAUCUGUCUACACAACAUUUGAGAUGAGUGCUUUGUGGGAGGCCAACACCAAGGGCCAGCCUGUGGGUCAGACAUCCAAAUUAAAAGGAAGUCAGUCUAUUAAUAGAAGUGUUAACUUUGUAUUUUGAUUACUUACAGCCAUGUUUCUAAUUUUUAUACCAAGAAAACAUGUCAAAAACUUUGUACAAUCAUUUCUAUUAAAUGAGCAAGAUUUUAUAAAAAAAAAAAAAAUGAGAUGAGUUGUCUGUUGUGCAUCCAGAAGGACCUCACAGCAAUUUUUGUGUUAGUACCUCGUAUUCUGUUUGAACCAAGUUCAACUGCUUACUCACAAGCAACAACUCGAGAUUCAAAUGCUUAGAUAUGUCACUUUAUCAAAGCUAAUGAGUUAAUUUAUAAAGGUAUCAAAAAUCACAUUUUUACAUUAAAUUGCCACACCGAAAGUACUAAUUUUUAAAUUCCUUAAACAAUUCAGUCUUUCACAUAACAUAGAUGAACAGGUUAAGAAAGAUUCAACUUUAGCUAGACCUGUCUUCAGAAGUACUUAAGACCACAGCUGUUCCAAUUUUCUUUUGCCAUACAGUAGAAAUUAUUUAAACUAGCCAAAAUUCAGUAUUCGAAUUUGGAAAAGCUUAAUCUUGAACUCAAGUUCUGCAAAUCCAUUUCAGCCCACAACAAUUUUACAGGGUUGGGAGUUCUGUAAAAUAGCAUGGGGAACUGUCUUAACUAAUGAGAGUUGAGAAGGGUGUAUAGAACAUAGCCUAAUGCUUUCAAGAGUGAAGUAUGCCAGAGGCUGCCAUUCUCAUAUUGAAUAUUUCAGCAUUAUUUAUUUGAUCAAAGUAAAAUACACUUUCCAUCACUAUAAACUACAGAUUUUCACACAUCCACAUUUUUUUUACGAUGUGUCAAGUUUUGUGUCCUACGAAAAACAUUGUUUAAAAACAAAAUGUAAAAGCUCUCUCUUUUGUUUCCUAUCUUCUCUCUUGUCUUCUAACCUCUGAAAGGUAUUUUAACUGCUGUAAGAUUGACUUUCCAGACACCUAAAUGGUAUGGAGGAGGACAGGGAAUCGCAUGAACUUUGACUGUAACUACAGCAUAAAUGAUAAACCCAACUUUGGCUAAUGUCAUUGGGCACAACUUGGGACUGGGUGCAGAGAUAUUCCAGGAGGUGGCAGUGAAGCUACAUUCUAUUUAUCAGAAGCAAACAUGGAAGGUUACAUACAUCAUAAACUAUUGGCGAUUAGAGACUUCAUUGAACACAACCACUAAUAGAAAGCAUGCGGCAUGAAUAUCCAUGAGCUACGCAGUGUACAGGCCCAUGAUGACUCUAAUAUCCACCUCUAGUAUUCUGAAUCUGUCCUAACUCUAGGGUUAUUAGAUCCGCCACUGAACACGGGUUAGUAAAUACUGACUGACAUCACAAUGCUGACAAAAGCUGGGAAGUGGAGGUGAGCAGCCACAGCGAUCCUUCUACCUUUCACCACGUCUUAGUCUGGGGAGGGGGUAAAUGAAAUUUUGGGAAGAAAUUCAAAUGCACUGUGAAGGAGUUGCAUAAGCCACAUUUCUCACUCUUUGGACGACCUUUCUGUUACAUUCCAGUGACGGGAGGACUGCCCAAAGGGGCCCUCAAGUCAGCAUCAACCACUCGGGCUCUUGAUCUAUUCAACAGGAAGUGUUGGUUUCACAAGGUGCUUCUGGCCAUCAGUACAUGCUGAAGGCCAUCUUUACUGACUUCCCUAAGGAUUUCCAAAAUUUGUACUCUCCGAUCCGGAUGGUAGCUUAUUGGAUCAGCACCUCAAAGAUAAGCUGGCUCCGGAACAGCACUCUGUAUUGGGGGACUAAGAGGUAGAAGGCUUGCCUCUGUGGCCCUAGGUGGAGCAAGGAAAGGUAGGUGCAGACAAUGGGGAGAGAAGACGAAGGUUGACCUCUGAAGAUAGCUUAGAUUCAAGGUGAAAAUAAGGCAGCAACCACCAUGGGUACUGCCCUCUUCUUCUUUAUACAGAUGUGUGUUUAGAAAAAUUAGCUCGUAGCCUGAGAAAAUGGAUCGGAGCAUAGGAGUUAGGCUCAUAAAAAAUCUACAGG
Messenger RNA from Peromyscus leucopus (white-footed mouse), 3413 nucleotides. It is a transcript of the gene Pdgfrl, whose product is annotated as platelet derived growth factor receptor like. The transcript has 6 exons. Bases 171 to 1298 code for a protein of 375 amino acids. NCBI's taxonomy places the organism in Eukaryota, Metazoa, Chordata, Mammalia, Rodentia, Cricetidae. The record is from RefSeq and is a predicted model, not a curated record.